AUGGAGGGCAAGCGCAGAGCAAACACCAAAAAGGACGCAGAGAAUCCUAAUUCUUGGCGACAAACCACAAGCGACACGCCUGGCACUCUCGCGCCCGGCUGGCGUCCGGGACGUGAUCCAGCCAAUAUAGAAAUCAACCUUGGACCCAGACGAAGCCAAAGGCUUCGGGCAAGGCAAGACGAACCCUCUAAAGGUGUACCUCAAACAGACGAACGGCCACCUGGGACCACUUCGGCGGAUAACGAAGCAAAUCGACUAGGAGAACAACGGGUGGCAACGCCCAGUUCCUUCGAGAUAGCUUCCCAGGCAUCCUCUGGAAUUCAUGCGAUCACUAAUAGGGAGCGGCGACCAGUCCCUCCUGGUUGGGAGCCGCCACUGGUGAUCGGCGCAUCACUUGGUACGAAUCUCAGCCGCCUGGAGAACGCAGAGCGAUCUGUACUGCAGUGGGAAGCCAUCAUCGCCAACACCCGCAGAAAGCAGCCACUGGCAGACCUGUCGGGCCUUGAAGAUCAACGAGACAAGGCCAGACAAGAAUUUGAACAAAUGGAAGAGUCAGAAGAGAACUUGGUGCCUUUUGACGAGCUCGAAUCUACCAAACGGUAUCGCAUCCGUAAAAGAAUAGACCUUCUCACAGCAUCACUGGAGCGUCAUGAGUGUCCAGCCAGUGACACUAACAUCCGUGCGGCAAUAAAAGCUUAUCAAACCGGGCAAAUCAAGUGUUGGGACAGGUGGACUCUCAUUUAUGCUGGACAGUUGGCAGAUUUCUGUCCCUCAUAUGAGUCGUUCACCUUGGAUCGAGAAGAGAGACUUGACCGAUAUCAUAGUCAAUACGGCGAAGGCUGGCUGUGGUAUGAGCCUCCCCUCGCUCCGAAAGGGAACCACCAGACUGAACAACUCAUGGCUGCCACUUGGGCACAGUCUUCUGACGACUCGGGAUUGUUGACAGGAUACAAGCCCUACAACUGGGAAAUAUCGAUGGGCUUUAAACGCGUAAAGGGCUUCCAUGGCCGCUUCACCCAAAGGCUGGGCAAACCUGGCCGUUCAAAGAAUGGAAAGGUCUUGUUGUAUCAGACGAAACUCAGAGAGAUUGGGUCGAACGAGAGGGGCCCCUGUUUUGUCGAGGAUGACAAUGAUGACACAGCACCCCGCGUGUGCUUCAAGAUGUUGCUUGACAGUGGGGCCACACAUCCCUCUCUGCAUGAUACCGAUCUGAAGUAUAUCGGUAUCGACCGAAGGACAUAUCCAGCACAGACGCACAUCUCUAUUUCUACUGCGGAAAGUUCAACUGCAGUGGCUAGAGUUUAUGAGAUGCGCGUCGACGUCUGCCGGUACAAUGGAGAGUCACUUGUAGGGGACGACCCCAUCUUCCCCAAUGAACGUCGGGAGCUGGGCGGUAUCGCACCGGUCAUGGUCCUGGUCAAAUCUACGCCAGAUGAGAGUGAGCCGCUGUCAGAGUGGUAUGAAGAGGCUUUGGAGAAUGGCGAGGACGUCUCGGAGGAAGCAAUGGCGAAACGGUAUAAAGGGUCUCAGGAAUCACGGCUAUCAGGUAUGCUCCCGUUUCAGGUUUGUUACUUUGCUGGAGCUCCUGGGCAACCGCAUUUUUGGUUCGGUGAAGACCGACGAGACGUUCUUGGGGCAGACCGCAUGCCAGGACAGCAACGGUGGGAGCGGCAUCUAAAGCCCAAAGGCGUGCAACGUCCGAAAGAAGUUUCCCACUUGGAUCGUCCAACAGUCGCCUUUGAUCACCAAAUGGAUGGGCUGAAACUUCUCGAUACAGACUCUGCAGCAGACUCAAGGGCCAGCGUCUUGAUUAUUGAUGAUGCAGGGGGUAAAAGACGAGUGUUGAUGAAGAUAGGCGAAGAUCCGGAAGAAACAGUGCUUCGGAAGAAUCCUAAAAGGAAGAUUCGAACUGACUCAUCGACGAAUGCACAAACACAGAGAAAGAGAACGAAGAAGUAA
Fusarium venenatum is the source of this 1959-nucleotide messenger RNA. RefSeq lists its product as uncharacterized. The record is from RefSeq and is a predicted model, not a curated record. Lineage: Eukaryota; Fungi; Ascomycota; Sordariomycetes; Hypocreales; Nectriaceae.